AUGCCGAAAAGGGUCCUUGGGUACGACCAUUGUGGGCUCCCCCACCGGAACUACAGUUUUUCCCGACAGCCCGCCAUUGAGCAUCGAAUCUUUGUGAAGCUUCACGACCCGCGAAUAAGCAGCAGCAGCAGCAGCAGCUCUCAGCCCCCCCCUUCAGGCGGCGACAGCUCCCUAACCCCCCGGGCGUCACAACUGCAAUGGCUCGUCGGUAACCCUCACUUCUAUCCCGCCGACUCCGCCGUCCGCCUCACUGCCAUGUCAGUGCGGUCAGCGGCGCAAUGCCCGCCUCGGGGAAUCGUGUCGCCCUCCUCCGCCGUCUGGAUCACGGACGCGGUGCUUCGCCAUGCCAUUGACCGCUAUCACCGCCAGUUCCCUGCCGCCGCGCCAUGCCGACGAAUAAGCUCCCACUCAGGGCCUCUCGAGAGCCGCCGCCGCCAGCUGGGCAAGCGCAACAUGACGGGCAUCAUGCCCUCGUCGGCCACGUAUCCCCCGCUGUGGCACUUUGACGUUGCCUGGAUUCCCAGCGAGUGCAAGUGGGAGCCGCCAUCUACAGCGGAGGAACGAAGGAAGAAGAAACAAUCACUCAGCCCCUCGGCGCUCUUCGAGAGCCUCAUCUCCUGGCUCGAAAAGUCUGAUGCAGACAAGCCCUUUAUCCAGCCCCCGCCGGCGGAUGACAUCGUUUGCAGCGCAUCAACCGGAGAAGCAACUGUAGCGGCUCCUGCAGAAGCCGCCGUACCCGAAUACGUGUACCAUGAUCCCCCUAUACCGGCAAAAGUACCCCGCGUGCUGUCAGCGCUGCGACGCAAUAUCUCUUUGCUUGAUACCGUGGACGAAAAGGCGUUGGAACGCCUGUUGAGGCCCUUUCAGCGCCGCUUCUUCCGCAGAAUGGAAACUGCAGACCUCACUGUGGAAGCAUUGCGCGUUUUGAUGGAGCCCCUCGACCAGGCCGCACGAGACAGGAUAUCAGAUCCGGAGAUGGCAGACUUGCUCAUCGCUCGAGUUCGCCGCUCUCUCUUGACCGGUCUUGAGAUUGCCCAAAACAAAGUUCCCGACAGCGUCAUUUUGCCGGAUCUAUGGACUACAUUUGUCUCUAUAGUUUGCUCAUCGGGGAGCGGCUAUCAGAACAUCAGGCUGUUCAGAAAAGCACUGGAGCUCAUGCCGGCAGACAUCCGUGCUCGGAUCCCCAUGGAUGAUAUAAAGACCUUGGCACGAUCCUCUCUUGUCGCCCAAGCAAGCAAAUGCAAUCUUUUGCCGGACUGGAUCCGCGUGGCAUCUCAAUCCGGAGAGGCGCUCUCAAAUUUGAGCCCAUUGCAAUUGCAGGAUCUGGAUCUUGAAAUCAAUGCUCUCAUCUUAAAGCGAGAACGAGAUUCGGAGGAGAACCGAAGGCUACGAUUUGCGUGGCUGAUGGCCAAGGCAUACAACUCCGCAGCAACAAACGAAGAAAUCGUCCAAUCUUACCGAGAGCUCAUUGCGUCUCAUGGAAUCGACCUCGCAUCCGCCCAACUGUGGCAGGUUAUAGCCGCCCGACUGAAAUCAGCAGAGGCCAUCACUACUGUUGCUCACUAUGAGCUUACGCGUUACAGAUACACGUCCUUAUCAGGGCGAUGGGCAGCUUUAUUCUCAGCAAUUCAUAGUCUCCCCAGCGCAAACAACAUCUUGACAGAGCUUUACGGCUUCUUCAAGGACAUCGACCGGACAGACAUCCUCAUCGACGCUGUACAUUCACUUCCAGUGUCUCGAAUGUCCAUCGACACGGCUCGAACCAUCGCCACGGCAUGCGACGACCACAGACUGGCCCUGCAGCUCUACGAAACCAUCCGCGCCCGCCUUGGCCAAGGCUCACGAGUUGCAUCAUGGGGCUGGGAGGCCUGGGUCCCCUACCUAGAGCGCAUCAUCAAAGACCCCGAAAUCACACGGCCUGUGCACUGGGAGCUGCUCGAUCUCCCCCGCCUCACCACCCCGCCCGACGCAGACCCCGAGGAGAUUGCCCGCGAGAUCCAGGCCAAGAUGGCGCUCGUCGACAGCAUCGGCCAAUGGUACAUGGAAGCGCCGCACCUCAACGAGCGGCAGCUGCUCCGGCGCCUGCAUCGCUGCGUGAGCGUCCAGCGGGCGCUGGCAAGGGCCGUCUCGCCGCAGGUGCUGGCGCGCGUGGCCGAGGUGGUGACGCGGGACCUGCAAGGGGGGGAUUGGGGCCGCACGACGCGGCUGCGGUGGCUGCUGAGCAUCAUCGCGCAGACGCACGGCGAGAAGCAGGCCGGCGACGUCUCGAAGACGCUGGAGGGGUGGAGGCGGAUGCUUGAUCGGAAGGCGUGUUGA
Messenger RNA from Trichoderma reesei QM6a, 2316 nucleotides. RefSeq lists its product as uncharacterized. The transcript is spliced from 2 exons. Lineage: Eukaryota; Fungi; Ascomycota; Sordariomycetes; Hypocreales; Hypocreaceae. The record is from RefSeq and is a predicted model, not a curated record. Bases 1 to 2316 code for a protein of 771 amino acids.